GAUUCAACUUCAGCUCGGAGACGAGAGGGGAGUGGAAACUUAAAGGAGGUCCCACGCAAGACUUGCCUACCUUCCUUGAAAACUCUCUCUCGCCCGGAAUGUAAAUACAUCACGAAAAUGACCUAGAGUGCCAGUUGUAGUCGGUUGUUCUACCCAAGUCAAGCGCUCAGCCCCAAGCAGGACUUGAAUGCUCCUAAUACCAUUCACAGGCUGAUGUUAUACAAAAGCCACAACGCGGACAGCGUGUAACUCGCUACUGUAUUAAUAAUAAGGUCGCACCAACUCUCUCAACUCAUUUUUUUCUCUGGCAGUAAAUACUAGGACCUAAUGGUGCUGCCAACACAGACAUCGUGCUAAGUUGACAAAGGAUUUUUUUUUUAAAAGGCAAGAUUUUUUUUUGGCCAUUUCUCCCGGGGAACUGCUUUACCUGCUUAUCACGCUCACUGACAAGCGAGCCACAUUGCCUGACACUGAGUGAGUGAGUGAGUGAAGGAGAGAGAGAGAGGGGAUGGAGUCUCUGAUACCUGGUCCUCUGGCGAGAUGCUCCACUUCUUAGAGGCGUUUAGUCCAGUUGAGCCGAAGAGGCGAGAACGUUAAUAGACCGAGGACGUCAAGGCUGGCAGCAGUAACCUGAGAAGCAUUGUCUGCAGAAGCACCAUGAAGAGGUUGUUGCUGGUCGUGUUGUUGGCGCUGCUGGAGCCCGCGGCUGGCGAGGGGGAGCAUGGCGGCGGCGAGGAGGGAGAGGGGUCGUUCUUCCACACGAGCCGGCACAGGCGGGCGGCCGCCCCGACGAUGGAGAACAAGUGCUCGUACACCUUCAUCGUGCCGCAGCAGAAGGUGACGGGCGCCAUCUGCGUGAACUCGAGGCCGGAGCCGGUGGCGGAGAGCCGGGCCAACAGGCAGGAGCUGGAGGUGGUGACGGGCGAGCUGCUGAAGCAGCAGCGGCAGAUCGAGAGCCUGCAGCAGCUGGUGGAGGUGGACGGCGGCGUGGUCAACGAGGUGAAGCUGCUGCGCAAGGAGAGCAGGAACAUGAACUCGCGGGUCACCCAGCUCUACAUGCAGCUCCUGCACGAGAUCAUCCGCAAGCGGGACAACGCCCUGGAGGUGUCGCAGCUGGAGAACAAGAUCCUCAACCAGACGGCCGAGAUGAUGCAGCUGUCCAACCGCUACCGUGACCUGGAGCACAAGUACCAGCACCUGGCCCUGCUGGCCAACAACCAGACCUACCUGAUCGCCCAGCUGGAGGCCAGGUGCCAGCUGCUGCCCGUGGCCAGGCCCGUGCAGCCCCCGCCCCAGAAGCGCAAGAACCACCUCAUCACCACCAACGAGAUCCAGCGGGAUCAGAACCCUCAGGACAGGCGGCAGCUGGCAUUGAACCUGCUGCCCACCAUGCCACCUCUCCCUUCCAACAUGCCCACCAUCAACACCCCAUCGGGGCCGUGGAAGGACUGCAUGGAAGCGGCAGAGGAUGGCAGUGAGACCAGUGGAAUCUACCUGCUGACACCGGAAAACACCAACCGCCUGAUGCAGGUGUGGUGUGACCAGACCCACGACCCCGGUGGUUGGACCGUCAUUCAGAGGCGCCUGGACGGUUCGGUCAACUUCUUCCGCAACUGGGAGACCUACAAGCAAGGGUUCGGCAACAUUGAUGGCGAGUACUGGCUGGGUCUGGAGAACAUCUACUGGCUGACCAACCAGGCCAACUACAAGCUGCUCAUCACCAUGGAGGACUGGCAGGGCCGCAAGGUGUUUGCCGAGUAUGCCAGCUUCCGGCUGGAGCCCGAGACCGACAACUACAAGCUCCGGGUGGGCCGCUACCACGGCAACGCUGGCGACUCGUUCACCUGGCACAACGGGAAGCAGUUUACCACGCUGGACCGAGACCGUGACACCUACACAGGGAACUGUGCCCACUACCAGAAGGGCGGCUGGUGGUACAACGCCUGCGCCCAUUCGAAUCUCAAUGGCGUGUGGUACCGUGGCGGACACUAUCGGAGCAAGUACCAGGAUGGCGUGUACUGGGCAGAGUUCAGGGGUGGCGCCUACUCGCUCAAGUCCGUCAUUAUGAUGAUCAGACCUAACCCCAAUACUUUCCACUGAGACAACAAACCCAGGGUCCUGAAACAAUGGGAAGCAGAACUGAAAGGUGCCCUGUAUAUGAAAUCAGCCGUACAACAAGUUAUAUACCAAGCUGUGCUUAUUCUUCAAGAUGAAAAGAAUACUGUUUAUGUAUUUAUUUCCUACAAACAUAAAAAAAUUAUGUCAUGUAAGCAAACUUUUUUUUUUCCUUGCGUAACAGCAAUUGCAGGUAAAAAUGCUGAAUGCAGAUAUGUGCUUAGAAAUCUUCUUUAACAAAAAAAAUGGUACUAAAAAUUUAAAAAUG
Messenger RNA from Amblyraja radiata (thorny skate), 2383 nucleotides. It is a transcript of the gene angptl2b, whose product is annotated as angiopoietin-like 2b. The transcript is spliced from 5 exons. The record is from RefSeq and is a predicted model, not a curated record. Gene Ontology annotation, biological process: blood coagulation. NCBI's taxonomy places the organism in Eukaryota, Metazoa, Chordata, Chondrichthyes, Rajiformes, Rajidae. The coding region runs from base 658 to 2100 and encodes 480 amino acids.